AUGGAGCAGACAUCAAAAAGGCUGCAGUACUGGAGGCUCUACUUGCUGUCGCUGGUGUUGGGAAUUGGAGGCUCAUUUCAAUAUGGAAUCCAAGUUUCUCUCAUCGCUUCUCCAGCAGUGCACGUUCAGAGUUUCGUGAACUACACAUGGAUGUCGAGGUACGGAGCUCCGGUGGACGAUUCUACCAACCAGCUUAUCUGGUCGUUCAUCGUGGCCGUGUUAAGUCUGGGAGCCUGGGCUGGAGCCAUCCAUAGUGGCAGCCUUCCAGUCCAUUACGGCCGGAAAAAAGCUCUUCUGAUUAACAACGUUGUGGCGAUGGUCGCUGCCUUGCUCAUGGUCUUCAGCCGCAUGGCCAAGUCUUUUGAGAUGAUCUUGCUGGGCAGAUUUCUCUACGGAUACAACGUUGGUCUCGGCCUCAGCGUUCACCUCAUGUACCUCGGGGAAAGUUCCCCAAAGAAACUCAGAGGUUUCAUGACCCUCACAAGCUCAAUCUUCAUUGGUUUUGGGAAAGUCAUGGGUCAGAUAAUUGGCAUCAAGGAGAUCAUGGGCACAGAAGAGAUGUGGCCGUAUCUUUUCGCCGUUAGUGGGAUUCCUGCCAUCCUACAGUUUGUGUUGCUGCUGUUCUUCCCCGAGGCCCCUCGAUACCUUUAUAUAGAUAAAGGAGACACUGAAGGCAGCCAUAAAGCUUUACAGUGGCUGUGGCAGGAGGACGACUUGAAGCUGGAGCUGGAUGACAUGCAGAAAGAGAGACAGACCACACAGGGAGAGAAGGCCAAGACCGUAAAGGAUGUCCUCACCUCUCGCUGUGUCAGAUGGCAGCUGCUGACUCUGGCCAUCCCCUGCGCUGGUGUUCAGUUCUGUGGCAUCAAUGCUCUGUACUUCUACGCCUUUGACAUCUUCCGUGAGUCGGGAGUGCCAGAGGACCAGAUGCAUUACUUGACCAUUGGUAUUGGAGCUACAGAGCUCAUCACCAUCACACUGUGUUCCUUCCUGAUAGAUCGUGCCGGCAGAAAGAAGCUGAUGGGCUACGGCUAUCUCCUGAUGGGUGUCACCAUGUGUGUUCUUACUGUCAUGCUGUCCAUCAAGGAUCUGAAUUCAUGGAUCCCGUAUGUGAACAUCGGCCUGAUCUUUUGUGUCAUUUGCAUUUAUGGGCUUGGACCUUCUGGAGUGUCCAUGGCCCUCCCUGCUGACCUCUUCCUACAAGCCUGGCGUCCUUCUGCUUUUGUGAUCAGUGGAACCAUCAACUGGCUCGGCAUGUUCCUUGUGGGCAUGUUGUUUGGCUACGUAGUGGAGGGACUCGGACAGUUCUGCUUCCUGAUUUUUGUGGCUUAUUCCAUCUUCAGUAGCGCAUUUAUGCUAUAUUUUGUCCCAGAGACCAAAGGAAAGAUGAUGGUGGAGAUCAUGGAGGACUUCAACAAGCUGAAUUACAAGAACAGGGCAGCUGAUGUUGAAAAGACUGAAGUUGCUCUUGCAACUAAAUUUUAA
Molecule: messenger RNA, 1485 nt
Organism: Acanthochromis polyacanthus (spiny chromis)
Lineage: Eukaryota; Metazoa; Chordata; Actinopteri; Pomacentridae
Product: solute carrier family 2, facilitated glucose transporter member 11-like
Exons: 12
Coding region: 1-1485 (494 amino acids)
Biological process (GO): monosaccharide transmembrane transport
Cellular component (GO): membrane
Molecular function (GO): hexose transmembrane transporter activity
Source: RefSeq, a predicted model, not a curated record